This is a messenger RNA of Dreissena polymorpha, 2179 nucleotides long. RefSeq lists its product as uncharacterized. Lineage: Eukaryota; Metazoa; Mollusca; Bivalvia; Myida; Dreissenidae. Gene Ontology annotation, molecular function: copper ion transmembrane transporter activity. Gene Ontology annotation, cellular component: plasma membrane. The record is from RefSeq and is a predicted model, not a curated record. Gene Ontology annotation, biological process: copper ion transmembrane transport; intracellular copper ion homeostasis. The coding region runs from base 188 to 673 and encodes 161 amino acids. The transcript has 4 exons.
CAUCAAUAAAAGACUAAUAUUUAAAUUAUGAUGACGUAGUACUUAUAAGUGCAUACAUCACUUUAAUAUGUUUUUCCCGUAAGAGACUGUGUCACAUUGCGUUGGAAAUAAUCUGAACAGCUUAUUAGAUAUUGGACUAUAACACGUGGGAGAGCCGCUCGUAAUCUAUAUAUAUGUGAGCUAUUCGAUGAAAGGCGCGGUUAUCAGAGCAGGUGAUGAUGGAAAUGAAAGUUAUACAGGAAGUGAUUAUGCUAAUAGUUUUACGGAUACAAUGGCAGCUACGUUUGGACAAAAGCCUUAUUUAAACAAGUUUUUUACGUUUGUUACGCGAGGAGACUUCUUGCUUCCGGGUUUACAUAUUUUAUCGAUCCCAAGCAUAGUCUUGGCUUUAGUGUUUGUGUUGACCUUGACCUUGAUACUGGAGGUGCUGGACCACUGGCUACACAUCCAACAGGAACGGCGAACGUAUAUGCCUCGAACUAGAAACCCAACCAACACAGACAGUCGUAUUCAGAGGAUGAUACUGUGUCACCGAAUAGCAACGCUGGUGAUUGGUCACGUGGUAAUGGUUAGCGUGAUGACUAUGAACAUUGGGUUUCUGAUAAUGGUAGUGAUCGGUUCCGGAUUCGGACAUUUAUUUUUAAAAACCCUUCGUAAUGCUUCAUCUUCCUAAUUACGCGAACGACCGACGGGAAUAUUUAAUAAACAUGCCGAAGGAGACGAGUGAUGAUAUGAAGCUUAUUCCUGCAAUAAUAGUUGAUGAUAACGAUGGCGAGACUCCGAAUAUAGAUACGAAUGGGAACUGAGUUAUGGUUGAGUGAGUCUAGUCAUUCAGACUGAGGGUAAAAACAAUUUGUAAAAUGCGUUAGAUUUGUUAUUACUUCGAAUAACCACCGCCGUUGGAAAAGUUAUGUUUUUUUCUUCUACGGAUGGUCUGUUUUGUAAGACGCUUUAAAAGUAUUAUUAUAUGUUAUUUGAAUGGAUUAUCUUGGAAAUUAGGAACAAUCAACAAUGGCCAUGGCGGUAAUUUUGAACAACGCUAAGAUCCCUAGACUAUUCGCUAUGGUAAAGGAGAUAAGGUGCUAGAACACUCAUCUGUGUGAAGGAUUGUAAUUGCAUAUUGUCGAAUGAGAAAAAUAUGUGAAAAGGGGUUUUAAUGCAUGUGCUUAAAGUGCCGUACAAGAUUAGCCUGUGCAGUCCGCGCAGGCUAAUCAGUGACACAAAUUUCCUCCUUAACUAGAUUUCUGCUAAGAACGAACUCUGUGCAAAACAAAAAAUAUCAUGAACGCAGAAAUUGUCGUCCCUGAUAAGCCUGUGCGGACUGCACAGGCUUAUCUGGGACUACACUUUACGCAAAUGCAUUAAACCCCCUUUUCACAGAGCGCGGCUAAUAUGUUGAAGGGACUUAUUUUAUUUACACUUGGGAAACGCUGAUACAUUUAUCUUGUACGUGAUCCCUGUUAUAAUUUUUUAAUUUAUUUUAUUGUUAAAAACGCAUUAUGGUCAUUCACUUUAAUAACUAUAAUCGACCACUGCGACGUGUAUUGACAUAUGGAGUUUUUUUAAUGACACGAAUCGUAUGCGUAAAAACACACGUUUUGUUACUGUUUUAUCAGUAAUGUUAAUUGUUACUGUUUAUCAGUAAUGUUAAUUGUUACUGUUUUAUCAGUAAUGUUAAUUGUUACUAUUUAUCAGUAAUGUUGAUUGAAAAUCAGAAAAAUCGACUCAAAUAUGUAUAUUUUAUUUUUACAAAAUUAUCGUAUAUUAUACAACUUUAUUUACAUGUACACAGUUUGAUUUAUACUUACGUUACUUAGUUUGAAUACAUUUUGUUUUGUAUUAUUACAUGUUUAAAUUUGGAAUCAUAAUUAAAUGUCAUCCGCGUUAUGUGUUGUUCGUUUUUCAUCAUAACAUCUUUUGACGCAUUUUUAGUAAAAUGAAAAAGCUAAAACACACACACAACAACGCUUACAACGUACAGAGACUGUUUUCAAAACAAAAGCAAUGAUAGAAAAAAGACUAGUAAGGGCAUUUGUAUAUCUAAAGAACAUGUAUUGGAUUGGUAUUCUUUAUAUGAGUCCCGUUCUGAGAAAACUUGGUUAAAUGCAUGUGCGUAAAGUGUCGUCCCAGAUUAGCCUGUGCAGUCCGCUUUUAUGGUAUUUUUCGUUUCAAUGAAGUC